Messenger RNA from Talaromyces rugulosus, 3954 nucleotides. RefSeq lists its product as uncharacterized. Gene Ontology annotation, molecular function: zinc ion binding; DNA-binding transcription factor activity, RNA polymerase II-specific; DNA binding. Gene Ontology annotation, cellular component: nucleus. The coding region runs from base 1 to 3954 and encodes 1317 amino acids. NCBI's taxonomy places the organism in Eukaryota, Fungi, Ascomycota, Eurotiomycetes, Eurotiales, Trichocomaceae. Gene Ontology annotation, biological process: DNA-templated transcription; regulation of DNA-templated transcription. The transcript is spliced from 11 exons. The record is from RefSeq and is a predicted model, not a curated record.
AUGAAAGGCCUUGGGAACAGCCCCGGCUCGAACGACAGGGCUCUGUGGCACAGCUCUCGGCUUCCUUACUACGUAGCGCUGGCUGCUACGACGCUCGCGGCAGCGACAGUUUUUUAUUUACAAGAGUCGUUUCCAUGGUCGAGCUUUAUACUUCCCCAGGAAGCACCAACUACACAACUCGGUAGCGGUAUUACUUGGAGCGAGAUUGUGCCAUCAUCGGCAAUAGAGUAUCAUGACUGCUUUGACGGUUUCCAGUGCACUAGGCUUCUAGUGCCUAUGGACUAUCAUCGGCAGGAUGGGUUGGGGAAGGAAUUUGCCAUUGCCAUAGCCCGCCUGCCAGCAAAAGUGUCUGUGACCGACCCUCGCUACGGCGGCGCGGUCCUCAUCAACCCCGGUGGCCCUGGCGGCUCUGGGGUAGCACAGGCACUUAUUAGCGGCCGGCAGCUACAAACAAUCGUCGAUGCCAACAUCGAUCCGGGCCAGGAAACGUCAAACGAGUCCAAUUCACUCUAUUUUGACAUACUUGGAUUUGACCCUCGGGGCGUCAAUAACACAACCCCUGGAUUCAGCUGUUUCCCGGAUAUUUUCUCCCAGCGAAACUUCGAACUGCAAGCCGAGGCAGACGGGAUGCUUGGCAGCUCUGAGACUUCUUUAAUGCGAAAUUGGCAGAGGAACCUGGCUCUAACUCAGAGCUGCUCACAAAACCUCCUCUAUAGAGAUCCCGACGGCAGCGGAGAAGCGAUGGGCGAGCAUGUCAACACCUCUCCUGUCGCUCGCGACAUGCUCGAGAUCAUCGAAAAGCAAGCCGAGUGGCGCGAGAAGCAAGGACUAAAGCAGCAGAAAAUUGUAGACACGCUUACGGGAUACGAUAAAAAUCAAACUAUUGCCAAGCGAACACUCUGGAACCGCGGACAGGAAAAAAUUCACUACUGGGGUCGAUCGUACGGCACCGUGUUGGGUGCUACUUUUGCCGCCAUGUUUCCCGAUCGAAUUGGUCGCGCCGUGUUGGACGGUGUUGUCGACCUAGAAAAAUACUACACCGGUAUUGGCCCGAAUAGUAUAUUGGAUGCCGAUACGAUAUUCGAUCGCUUCUUCUAUUACUGUCACGAGGCGGGGCCUCUUGCUUGCCCUUUCUACAUCUCAGGCGGCCCGGAUAGCAUUAAAUCUGCGUAUUACGAUGUUGAAGCUCAGAUACUAAAUGCAUCUCUCCCCGUUCCAGCAUCUACCACUCGAGGCCCAGAAGUGAUUACUUGGACCGACCUGAAGACUAUUCAACGAAUAUCUGUUUACCAACCUUUGACUGUCUUCCCAAUCUUGGCGCAUUUCCUCAGCGAAUUGGUUCAGAGCAACGGAUCUUCGAUGGCAUCGUUGAAGCAACAAAAACGGCAGCCAUCAUGUUUGUCAGAAGAAUGUCUGCGCAGUGGAUUUUGGUCGCAGGAAUGUACUGGUCCCAGCACUGGUGAAGCCUACUCUACGCAAGCCAUCUUCUGCACAGACGUUGGAUACGCCAAGGGUACCGAUAUCGAAGCAUUUAGAAAUAUAUGGAGCGAGCUCCUCUCAGACAGCCAGACUAUAGGAGAUUACUGGGCUUCGCUCUUCCUUGAUUGCGCCGGAUGGCAGCCCACGGCUAAAUGGAAAUUCGACGGUCCCUAUACAGGGAACACAUCUCAUCCCCUACUUUUUGUCAGCACGUCACUGGACCCAGUUACGCCACUUGCGAGUGCGAAGAAAAUGUCCAAUAGCUUCCCCGGCUCUGUAGUCCUUGAGCAGCAGUCUGAAGGCCAUACAACUGCGUCCGCCCCGUCGCUCUGCGCUGCUAAAUUCAUCCGGAGCUACUUCCAGACGGGCCAAUUGCCAGAUCCCGAUACACUUUGUCCAACGGAUAUUAAGCCCCUCAUUGGGGUUCCCAGUGACAGCGCCAUUGGUAUCCAGCUAGAUGGGUUGGGCCCAGGGGAUCGUCAGUUGAUCAAAUGCAACCGAGAGCACCCUUGUCAAAACUGUAUUGCGUACAACAACCCAUCGUCUUGUAAAUACGAGAAGCACGAAAGUGUAACAGAGCCUGCCAUCAGUCCCACGAAACAAGGUGAACCAAGGACUACUCAAGAUUUGGAUACCCAAUCUGAGCAUUCUCAGAAUGGCUAUAGCUUUACUGGCGAACAGAACGAUACUCCGUACCGAGGCGAAACUCACUGGAGCACUGUAGUCCAAGAGUUGUCUCCAAACAUCGGUGUGUCGCCAGAUGAAGCGGCGCUGACAACGGCAUACUCCUUUGGAGAUGAUUCUUCAUAUAAAGCCGUCACCUCACUGCAAAAGGAUCUUCUUGGCGACUUGCCCUCUCGCAAGGCUAUUGAUGAGCUGCUGAGAGUCUUCUUCGACCCUAGCGGUCCUGCUGGUCCGUCUUUGUUCAUUUGUCAUAAGCCAUCUUUUCUUGGACAGUAUGAGAGCUUUUGGCGGCAGCCUUCUCGCGCACCUAUUUCUUGGCUAGGAAUUCUUUUUUCCAUGUUGUACCUCACUACUGAAGCCUAUCUGACAUAUAUCGACGGCGUAAUGGCGACGCUAGAGACGGCUGUCAUCUCCCAAGACCAAGCAACAACGUACAAAGCACGCGCGAUUCAGUGCAUUUCCCAUGUAUCGACCCAACAGCCGACCCAAACCCUCCAGACUAUGAUUCUACUAAGUGUCUCCGGUUUCAUUACCCAAGCCGAAAACUCAGUUAACUCAAUUGCUGCCAUGGUCAGAGCCGCUGUCAGGAUGGGUCUGCAUCGUGACCCGGUCAAUUUCCCGAACCUGUCGGUUUUUGAAGGCGAGAUGAGACGGCGUAUUUGGUCACUGGUUCGGGGAAUGGACACUCUUACAUCUUUUCAUCUUGGUCUCCCAACGGCCGUCAGAUCAAAUGAAACUGACACAAGACUUCCUUGUAGCUUAAAUGAGACAGACCUUUACGAAGGGAUGCUUGAACCACCCUUGGAACGACCAUUGUCGGAGAUGAUAGACAACGGGUAUGGGGUGGUGAAAAUGCGAAUACUCGAUGUCAUUGCUAAAAUUAUCGAGAAUAUACACUCUUUAGCGGACAAAUGUGAAAAGUCCCACCGCAUGCAAGAAUUGGCCAAGAAAAUACACGAAAUCCGUCUAUCACUGCCACCACACUUACAAUUCCAUUCGUGGGAGGCCGCCAUGGUUGGAAAUCCUUAUAUCUGCCUGCAAAGAGUGCAGCUAGAUGUACUUUCCCACCAGGCAAUAUGUGUUAUUUACAAGCGAUAUAUUAGAAACACGUCGGAUCUUAACGGGCAGAGUUCAUUGGUCUUCAAAUCAGAAUGCGUUCAGUCCGCCAUGGCAUUAUUAUCACAUCAACGAAAUAGCUACGACGAAAUGCAGCCCGGCCGAUAUCUCCAGUACCAGCGAUGGUACGGACCUCAUCCCUUUGGAGACAGUUUUUUCUUGCCAGCUAUAAUCCUAUGUUUAUACUUGCAAGAAAACUGUUUCAAGUCAGAUCACUCCUCUGGCAGAGCUUUAGUUUCGAGCAUGGGGGAAAACGAUUUACCAACAGCAUCAGAUGUGCUUCAAGCGUUGAACACUGCUUGUUCAAUUUGGAAAGCGGCACCAAAAUCCGCACCUGCAGCUCGAAUAGCUCGUAUCUUGGACAUUGUCAUUGGACAUUUUUCGCAUUCUUCAUUUCCUACUACCGUAUCUCACAAAACAAGACCAUAUCCUACACCGCAAUCUUUGUCUAUCAGAUAUGACGCACUCCCCCAGACUUCCGCUGCAGAAUCCAGGCCAGUUGGACAAUUGGUGUUGACCGAUCCAACGUAUUUACAGGAACGAUCGGAGGCUAUCGACUUCCUCGGCCCAGAUUUUGAUUGGAAUUCAUUAGAUUCGUAUGUUCAAGGCUUGACUGGAUCGUUUGAAGAUAGCAUUCGUGGCAUUUUUGCUGCUCCAGGAUUUGAUGAUUUAUAG